CUGUUAUUUGUGAACGGUUUCUGUUCUUUUUGGAGUUUGCCAACCCACCAUAAUCAUGUUGUCGUCGUCUCUCAGAGUCCUCUCCUACAGAGGCCCCUCAAUGGCCUCCCGGGCCUUCAGCACCACUUCUGCGGCAUAUGCUGCCGAGGUUAAGAAGCUGGGUGUGAUCGGAGCAGGCCAAAUGGGGCUUGGAAUUGCUCUCGUUGCUGCUCAAAAAGCUCAAGUCCCCGUUAGCCUGAUCGAUAACUCGCAGGCAUCUCUCGAUAAGGGUCUUAAGUUUGCCGAUAAACUCCUCGCCAAGGAUGUUUCCAAGGAGCGUCUUACCCAAGAUGCCGCAGAUGCUGCUCGCGCUCUCAUCACCCCCAGUGUGAAGAUGGACGACCUCUCGUCGGUGGACUUUAUCAUCGAAGCUGUUCCCGAAAUCACAGAACUCAAAACCUCGAUCUUUUCCCAGAUUUCUCAAAUCGCACCCAAGCACGCUAUUCUUGCUACCAACACCUCGUCCAUCUCCAUCACCAAGAUUGCCGCCGCCACUACAACAAAUCCUACCGAUUUGCAAGCCCCCUCCCGUGUUAUCUCCACGCAUUUCAUGAACCCAGUUCCGAUCCAGAAGGGUGUUGAGAUUAUCGCAGGUUUGCAGACUUCGCAGGAGACAAUCGACACGGCUAUCACGUUCGUGCAACGCAUGGGCAAGAUAGCAUCUGUCUCGGCUGAUUCGCCUGGCUUCCUUGCCAACCGUAUUCUCAUGCCCUAUAUCAAUGAGGCUGUUAUCUGCCUUGAGACCGGAGUUGGUGGUCGUGAAGAUAUCGAUAAUAUCAUGAAGAAUGGAACUAACGUGCCCAUGGGACCUCUGACAUUGGCAGACUUCAUUGGACUUGAUACUUGCCUUGCCAUCAUGAAUGUUUUGCAUCAAGAGACAGGAGACAGUAAGUACAGACCCUCUGGCCUGCUGAAGAGAAUGGUCGAUGCGGGCUGGAUGGGCAAGAAGACCGGAAAGGGCUUUUACAACUACUGAUAGAUUGCCUUGUGGGAAAAUAAUAUGUGAUAUCCUUGGUGUAUGCUACGAUCUUGUAUAAACAUCCCCAUAUAUAUUUACGAGAACGUGAAACGGCUCCAAACAACUAAGCACUUAUGAUGUUUCUACAAAUUAGUGUGUCUUCAUGGAUGCAAUUUUGGUACAAUUGUGUUC
Molecule: messenger RNA, 1189 nt
Organism: Aspergillus wentii DTO 134E9
Lineage: Eukaryota; Fungi; Ascomycota; Eurotiomycetes; Eurotiales; Aspergillaceae
Product: 3-hydroxyacyl-CoA dehydrogenase family protein
Exons: 3
Coding region: 101-1015 (304 amino acids)
Biological process (GO): fatty acid metabolic process
Molecular function (GO): oxidoreductase activity, acting on the CH-OH group of donors, NAD or NADP as acceptor; NAD+ binding
Source: RefSeq, a predicted model, not a curated record